AUGAGAAAAAAAUUUCAGCUGUCCUUUUUCAAUUGCUGUUUUGGAAUUGAAAGAAUGGCUUAUUUUUCGAGGGAAAAUGAAAUUUUCUGCAUUAGUAUCCCUUCUCUGGAGUUUAAGUCAUUUCGAAAGUUUGAGGUUAAGCGUCGAGUUUGUUUAAAAAAUUCUUGGGAUAAGAAAAGUUUAAUUGCUCUUUUUGAUGAUGAAAUUAUUUCUAUAAGCUUUUCUGAUUUAGGAGAAGCAAAAAUGUUAGUUUCAGGCAAGUUUACCAAAAUCGAUAUAUCAAAUAAAGGCUAUUUUGCUCUUAUUUCCUCUGAGGACAGGCUAGUGCUUUUGUCUCCUGAAAGCGAGAAAAUUGCUGAAGUAGCGAUCGAACCAAAAAGUAUCAAACUGAAAUUUUAG
Blepharisma stoltei is the source of this 399-nucleotide messenger RNA. The record is from the annotation of a GenBank genome assembly. Lineage: Eukaryota; Ciliophora; Heterotrichea; Heterotrichida; Blepharismidae.